GCUGACGCCCUCAGGGAAGAGGAGCUGUUCACAGGUUUCACCGCUCUGGACUUCACACAGUCUGAGUUUAGAGGAACAUCAGCUCAGAGGGAAAAAGCUCUCCCACCAUAAAAGUCCAGGCCGAGAGCCGAAGCACCACAGGAGGCUCGGAGCUUUGAAAGACUGUCUUUCAGCAAUGAUGCUUCUGUGUGUGAUGCUGCUGAUUUUCUCUGGUUUCAUGGAGACCAAUUCAGAGCUUUUAAAAGUAGUUGGUCCAGCUGCGCCUGUUGUUGUUGAAGCUGGUGAAGAUCUGGUUCUGCCCUGUUCUAUUGAACCCAGGAUCAGUGCUGAAGAUAUGGAGGUAGAGUGGAUCAGACUGUACCUGAAUGACAGAUUAGUGCACCUGUAUGUAGAUUAUGAAGACAGAAAUCUGGAACAGAUGGAGUCUUACAGAGGAAGAACAAGCUUAUUCAAAGAAGAACUAAAAAAAGGAAACACUUCACUGAAACUCUCAGCAGUUCAACCUUCUGACGAGGGAGUUUAUCAGUGUUACGUUCGGUAUGGGAACUUGGAUGAUGAUGUAAAUAUAUAUGUUGAAGUUAAAGGAAAAGGUUUUCAUGCUUGGAAGAUUGUCCUCAUCUGCAUGUCAGCUUUUGCCAUUACAUUAACCGCUUUUACAGCUUACAUCGUGAAAGAUAAAUUCUCAAAAAAGCAGCUCUCUCCUGCACAAUGUUCAGUCAUAACCUACAUGCGAGUCCAGUCAGAGAAUAAGAAGGAAGAACUGAACCUGAAGAAAUUCAACACAUCAGAGGAGGGAUACAGAAGACUCAUCCCAGCUGUCACAAACUGCAGAAAGGCUCAAUUUGCUGGCUGUAGCCUCACUGCACUGUGCCUUGAAAUAUUGAGUACAGCUCUAAAAACAGAAAAUUCCUCUGUAAAAGAGCUGGACCUCAGUAAAAAUGACCUGCAGGAUGCAGGAGUGGAAAAGCUCUCUUCUGGACUCAAGAGUUCACACUGUAAAUUGGAGAUAAUCAGACUAGCUGUGUGUAAACUCAGCGCACAGUCCUGUAAUACUCUGACAUCAGUUUUACAAACAGAAACCUCCUGCCUGAAAGAACUAGACCUCAGUAAUAAUGACCUGCAGGAUGCAGGAGUGGAGAAUCUCUCUGUUGGACUGAAGAGUUCACACUGUAAAUUGGAGAUAUUAAGACUUGCUGUGUGUAAACUCAGCGCACAGUCCUGUGACACUCUGCAGUCAGUUUUACAAACAGAAACCUCCUGCCUGAAAGAACUAGACCUCAGUAAUAAUGACCUUCAGGAUGCAGGAGUGGAGAAGCUCUCUGUUGGACUGAAGAGUUCACACUGUAAACUGGAGAUACUCAGACUUGUUGUGUGUAAACUCAGCGCACAGUCCUGUGACACUCUGAACUCAGUUUUACAAACAGAAACCUCCUGCCUGAAAGAACUAGACCUCUGUAACAAUGACCUUCAGGAUGCAGGAGUGGAGAAGCUCUCUGUUGGACUGAAGAGUUCACACUGUAAACUGGAGAUACUCAGACUUGUUGUGUGUAAACUCAGCGCACAGUCCUGUGACACUCUGAACUCAGUUUUACAAACACAAACCUCCUGCCUGAAAGAACUAGACCUCUGUAACAAUGACCUUCAGGAUGCAGGAGUGGAGAAGCUCUCUGUUGGACUGAAGAGUUCACACUGUAAACUGGAGAUACUCAGACUUGUUGUGUGUAAACUCAGCGCACAGUCCUGUGACACUCUGAACUCAGUUUUACAAACAGAAACCUCCUGCCUGAAAGAACUAGACCUCAGUAACAAUGACCUGUAUGACUCAGGACUGGCGAACCUCUUUGCUGGAUUGAAGAGUUCAAUCUGCAAACUGCAAAUACUAAGACUAGCUUUGUGUAAUCUUGGAGUGAAUACAUGUGAAAGGCUAGGAUCACUUUUAAAACUGGAAAUCUCCCUGAAAGCACUGGACCUCAGUAAUAACGAUCUGCAGGAUUCAGGAGUGCAGCUGCUCUGUGCUGGACUGAAGACUGGAGACUGUAAACUGGAAAUACUCAUAUUGUCUGGUUGUAUGAUCAAAGAGGAAGGCUGUUCUUCUCUGGCUUCAGCUCUGAGUUCAAACCUGUCGCACCUGAAAGAACUGGAUCUGACCUACAAUCACCCAGGAGAGUCAGGCGUGAAGGUGCUCUCAGCUAGACUGGAGGAUCCACGAUGCACACUAAGAACUCUCAGAGUGGAACAUGGAGGUGAAAACAGAAUCAAACCAGGACUGAAGAAAUAUUCCUGUGACUUCACUCUGGAUCCAAACACAGCGUACAGAUUUCUCUCUCUGACUGACGGGAACAGGAAGGUGGAGUGUGUGAGAUCUCACUCGUAUCCUGAUCAUCCAGAGAGAUUUGAUUACUGGGAGCAGGUUCUGUGUAGAGAGAGUCUGACUGGACGCUGUUACUGGGAGGCUGAGAGGAGCGGGAAGGUUCGUAUAGCAGUAACAUAUAAAUCAAUCAGGAGGAAAGGAGACAGUGAGGACUGUCGGUUUGGACUGAAUGAAAAGUCCUGGAUUCUGAGAUGCUCUGAUAACAGAUACUCUGUCCGUCACAAUAAGAACAUCACUGAACUCUCUGCUCAGCCGUCCAGUAAGAGAGUAGGAGUGUAUGUGGACUGUCCGGCCGGCUCUCUGUCCUUCUACAGCGUCUCUGAUGAUCAAACACUGACGCACCUUCACACGUUCAGCACCACAUUCACUGAACCGCUCUGCGCUGGGUUUUAUAUUUAUUAUCGCUCCUCAGUGUGUUUAAAAUAAAAUCUCCUCCUGAGUGAAACACAAACCAUAAAAAUAUCAGGUUUGUGUGGUUUUAUGUGUAAAACAGUGUAAAGAUUCAGUUUUACAUCAUUUUUAUCUUCAUUCUUCAUGUG
Pygocentrus nattereri (red-bellied piranha) is the source of this 2910-nucleotide messenger RNA. RefSeq lists its product as uncharacterized. The record is from RefSeq and is a predicted model, not a curated record. Bases 176 to 2797 code for a protein of 873 amino acids. Lineage: Eukaryota; Metazoa; Chordata; Actinopteri; Characiformes; Serrasalmidae. Gene Ontology annotation, molecular function: protein binding. The transcript is spliced from 16 exons.